This is a messenger RNA of Cynoglossus semilaevis (tongue sole), 824 nucleotides long. It is a transcript of the gene limd1b, whose product is annotated as LIM domains containing 1b. The record is from RefSeq and is a predicted model, not a curated record. Gene Ontology annotation, cellular component: transcription regulator complex; adherens junction; P-body. The transcript is spliced from 6 exons. The coding region runs from base 132 to 698 and encodes 188 amino acids. Gene Ontology annotation, biological process: negative regulation of hippo signaling; cytoskeleton organization; response to hypoxia. Lineage: Eukaryota; Metazoa; Chordata; Actinopteri; Pleuronectiformes; Cynoglossidae. Gene Ontology annotation, molecular function: transcription corepressor activity.
GGAACAUAUAGAGUGAGUGGAAGAUGGAGCAGUGUUAUGGUGGCAGUCUGUGCUUCGGUGAGGCAGGAACACACUCCACAUGUCCUCGUCCAGCGUGUUUGUGUUUCUUAUUUACACUCAGUUGUCACUGAAUGAAGUCGUGGUUUCACUGUAAACACUUUGUGUUUCUUGUGUGGACUGUGUUGUGUUUAUGCUCAGGGAUCUGUGUGAGAUGCAGGAGAGCAGUGAUCGGUACAGGGAGAGGCUGCAGGGCGCUGGGACUUCUGUUCCAUGUCACUUGUUUCACGUGCAGCCUUUGUUAUAAACAGCUUGUUGGAAAACCGUUUUAUUCGGCGUCAGGAGAGAUCUACUGUGAAAAAGACUUUUUGUACUCGGGGGUUUAUCCCUCCCCAGAAGUGUGCAGCAGCUGUGGGCAUCUGAUACCAGACAUGGUUCUUCAGGCCCGUGGGAAGUCCUACCAUCCUUCCUGUUUCCGCUGCAUCGUCUGCAGAGAGAGUCUGGAGGGUCAGCCCUUCACUGUGGACGCAGAAAACAGAGUGUACUGUGUCAGCGACUACCACAGGGUCAAGGCCCCCUACUGUGAAGCCUGCAGAUUACCAAUACUGCCGAGUGAGGGAUCUUCAGAAUCCAUCCGAGUGGUUUCAUGUGACAGAAAUUACCACGUGGAGUGCUACAAUGGAGAAGUUCACCUCAUUUAGGGAAAAAGAAAAUAGAUAAAUCUCUUAGAGUAAACUGGUUUAAACGAAUAUGAAACUGAAGUAUAAAGUAGUUUAGCAGGAAUCCACACCAAUAAACACCAUGUAAAUAAAGACUAUGUGCAAUGU